Molecule: messenger RNA, 2020 nt
Organism: Ricinus communis (castor bean)
Lineage: Eukaryota; Viridiplantae; Streptophyta; Magnoliopsida; Malpighiales; Euphorbiaceae
Product: RING-H2 finger protein ATL66
Exons: 2
Coding region: 1416-1934 (172 amino acids)
Source: RefSeq, a predicted model, not a curated record
AUAGUUUUAAUUUCUCUUUCAUUUUUUCUUUAAAUUUUUAUCAAUAGAAAAACAAGAAAAAGAAAUAUUAAUUAAAUCAAAUGCAUAGAAAUUUGUAGUGCAUUUAUUAAAUAUAGAGUAAAGAGUGAAGUUUGGCUCUCCAUAUAUAGAGAGCCAAAUUGACUCUCUAUUUUAUAUUUAAAGAAUAAAGAGUGUAUUGGAAAUGCCAUUUUAAUAUAUGACUUUUUAAAAUAAAGAGUUUGACAUAUAUAAAGAGUGUAUUAGAGAUACUUUUAUGGACCCUAAAAUAUCGUCAUGUUGAGGUUUGUCUUGUGUCGAUGCCUCAAUAGGAUUUGUUUGUAUUCAACUGUUAGUAUACAUGCUACAAAGGUUAACUCAUUGAGGAGUUACUUUCUCAGCAAAGAUUCUCAAAUGAAUUCUGCUUUAGGAGAUAUGUACUCCAAUCCAAGCUUCUUCAAAUAUCCCAUUGUUUCAAGAUUAAAAAAUGUAGCAGCUUCUCAAGUGUGGUUCAGUGGUGACUGGGGUAUGUGAUUCUAUACGAGUUGCUAAUGUGCUAUGGCUUUUCCUGAGAGGGAGCUACCUUCUUUAAGCAGAGUUUAGUGCUUUUCAUUUUGGUACAGGUGUGCUGCUGUUUCUAGACAAGCAUUCACUCCCUGUCCUGCCCCUAACUUAAUCCCAAGUAGAUUGUAAAAUGGUAUAUAGGAACUCUGCAGGGUUUUAAAUAACAGCAUUAUGAACCAUUUCAGUAUCCGAAUCAGUGUAAUGGUAUCAAACCGUUUUGUUUGCUGCUACUGUAAAUUUUAAAACUCCUAAUAGAGCAUAAAAUUAUAUAACGGUAUUCUGAACAUUGUUUGGUAUCGCCAUAUAAUCAGAAUCAGUGUAACAGUAUCAGACUGUAUCCUCGAUAUUUUAAACCAUUUUCAGAUGCAAGUAGAAUCGAAGGCUGUAUAACUCGCAUGAGCAGGGUGGAAGCGGGAGAUAUACACUUGAAAAUUGAGAAGUCAUGAUGUGGGAAAUUGCCAACAAUGAGUAAAUCUUACUUCUGGUCAAAGUGAGAAGUGAGACCAUCCAUUAGUCUCAAGUAGGGAUGGAUCUACACAAAAGGUGAACACCAUAAGUAGCCCUGAACUUAUCCCAAUGUAUUUAUACAUAAUUUUCCAUUACACCGCCAGAAGGCUUCAUUUGCCAAUAUUGUGGCAAUCUCUGGUUUUCAGAUAUAUGUUCAAAUGAUCUUGAUGAAAAGUAUUGUUGUUUAUUCAUGCUUCAGCACUGUUUGCUUCAGACAGAGAAGAUCUUUGAUUGCAGUAGCAUAUGAGCAGCAGAAUGGAGAAAAUAAGAUAAGAACUAAUUUUGACUGACAUUUAUGUCUUGUAGCAACUGAUAUUCUCGGAAAUCAUCAUUACAGAGGCAAAUUUAUGAGCAGUCAACAUGAAAAGAUAGAAAUUUUUUGGGUAUAUGAUUGCAGAGUACAACUCGCGGACAACCCACUCACUUCAAAUGAAGAAGCUGGAGUUGUCCAAAUGGUGUUCAAGAAGUUGGCCUCUUUCAUUUACAACUACAUGAGUCCGAGAAGGCAGCUGAGAAUUAAAGAUGUAAAAUCUUAUGAAGCAACUGCACUAAAUGUCUCGGAGAACUCAAAAGACGGGGAGCUUACAUCUCCUGGUGGAUCAUGCUCGGCUGAGACCGCCGAGGCUGAAGGUGAGUUCUGUUGUGUUUGCUUGUCAAGACUGAAGGGAGGUGAGAAUAUGCGUGUCCUUCCUUGCAUGCACAGGUUUCAUAGAGUCUGCAUUGACAGAUGGUUCAAUGUGUGCCGGAAAACAUGUCCAGUGUGCCGGUUCGCAAUGGGACAAGAAGAAAGAACAUACAAGAGAGAAGAGCAGCUCACGGAAGAGAUGGUGAUAUGGUUUUCUUCUUUCCAUGUAGCUGGUUUUUAAGUUGUAAUGCUAAUUCUUCAGUGAAAUUAAUAAGGAACUUUUGGUUGAAAAGUAAAAACAGAUAACAAAUGGAGCUUUUUUAUUUA